Molecule: messenger RNA, 1697 nt
Organism: Acyrthosiphon pisum (pea aphid)
Lineage: Eukaryota; Metazoa; Arthropoda; Insecta; Hemiptera; Aphididae
Exons: 7
Coding region: 136-1422 (428 amino acids)
Source: RefSeq, a predicted model, not a curated record
AUCUAAGAUUGUAGUAUUGUCCAGUCCUGUAAUCAUAGUCCGUGAUUAUCAUACAUCCAUAUUCAUUGGAAAAUAUUACAUCUAAUAUUAAUUAUCCACUGUAACGAGUUGUAUAUCUUAAUAUAUUACUUUAAAAUGGUUUAUAAGUGCUCAGUAUCAAAUUGUUUGAGUCAUGACAAAACAUUUAGAAAAUGUACUCUAUUUUCUGUACCUACUGACCCCAUAUUAAAUAAAUUAUGGAAUAAUGUAGUUUCUGGAAAUAAUAAUAAAGUUACUAUUGUGAAAAAAAUAUGUGAAUUGCAUUUUACAAAUGAUGAUUUGGUUCGAACUUAUGUAAAUUGGCCAGAUGAUGUUUCUGAUCACCGAAUGACGAACCAAAUGAUUGUUCCUAGGUUACAAAAGGGUGCUGUGCCAUCAUUAUUUGGUAAUAGUGUCAACAAAAGCUUUGCUGACUGCUCAGAAAUUACACCUAUACUUGCAAGUCCACAAUUCAGCACAGAGAUUCCACUAUGUCGUAUAAAACUUGAUCGGACUUGCAGUACACAAAUUGACUCUAGCACAAAUUCAAACUGUAACUCUCUGGAAAUGCAGGCGCUUUUUUCUGAUGAUGAUAGUUCUUUUAAUAAUUCAGACAACCAUCAGGAUCAGAUCAAGGAAUUGCAUUUUAUUGAUUUUUUCAAACAAUUAAAAUCUAUUAACCUCCCUACUGGAUGGAGUUACAUUGAAAAUGAAAUAACAUUAAUCUUUUUUUCAAUGAAAAUUCAAAAUGAAGAUAUUCCUAAAGCAAAUGUUGGAAAACAAAUAGUUAUCCUACAUAAUUUUCAAAUUUUGUGUUAUGCUUUUAAUGUUCAAUUAAAACCCUCAAAUUUUAACUUGAAAAGUUUUGAAGUUGGACCUAAUAACAUUGAGAAAGUUGUUAAUUUAUUAAUGUCAUUUGAUAAAAAAAAUAUCUGCAUUGGUGGUCCAAAAGCAAUUAAUUUUUCAGGUAUUUCAGUUAAAAGUGCAAAACUAAAUGAUGGCAUAUGGCAUCAUAAUAAUUGUACAGUUGUCAUAGAUUCACAUGGUGUAAAUAGGUGUAAAGAAUGUAAAAAACUUUUUGCAACAUUUAGAGUAAAUAAAUCAAGACAUACACGUGGCAAUGUUAAAAAAAAUAUUUCUCAAACAUCAACACCUAAUAGAAAAUGUUCUUUGUCAAACAUAAUUAAACAAAAACAUGAAUUACAAGUAUCUAAUAUAAGACUUAAGAAUAAUAUACAAAAAACAAUUAACAAACUUGGAAAUUUGCAAAAAAAAAUGGAAAAUAUUACAUUUGAUAAUUUACAAUGUAAUGCAAACUUGAAUGAACCACAGAUAGUUCUAAUAAAUGAAAUUAUAAAAACCAAUUCUGUUAAAUCCAGAAAUCGUAGAUAUUCUGAGAAUUAAAGUUUUGGAAAACAUGAUCAAUUGGCUAAAUAUUUGGGAGCAAAAUAAUAAAGAUGGUAAAAUAUCUGAUGAUGAAUUUCUUACUCAGCCAACAGCUGAAGGCCUAAGAGUUACGUUGCAAUCAACUAUAGAUUUGUCUAAAUAUUUACUGAAUAAAUGAAUGUGGGUACAGAUUUAGGUUAAAUUAAUAUUAAAUUAUUAUUUUUAACAGUUGUUGCAGAGUAAUAAAUGUAUUAUUCAUUGUAUCAUUAAAAAUAAACGAAUCAUAAACUAUA